Dreissena polymorpha is the source of this 1264-nucleotide messenger RNA. RefSeq names its product hemicentin-2-like. Gene Ontology annotation, molecular function: cell adhesion molecule binding. Gene Ontology annotation, biological process: cell-cell adhesion. Gene Ontology annotation, cellular component: cell-cell junction. The transcript has 7 exons. Lineage: Eukaryota; Metazoa; Mollusca; Bivalvia; Myida; Dreissenidae. The coding region runs from base 287 to 1264 and encodes 325 amino acids. The record is from RefSeq and is a predicted model, not a curated record.
UGCUCCGUAACACCAUCAAUUUCUGGCGUUUACGAAAUAAUUCCUAACGAGGACUUCACGUCGUUGAACAUAACAAUACUUUCAUUCAAUGAAGAUAUGGCUGGGGAAUAUAGCUGUUUUCAAAAUGGCAUUCAGAUUACGUCUAUCUGCAUCAAAACAGUGGUGAAUCUCACUUCAUUGGUACUACUUCCACAGACCGACGUCAAAUAUCCUGUAUACAAAGAACAAUCUGAGUUCAAAUGCACAACGUAUUCAUUGGUUUGCAGCCGGACGUAACAUAACUGACAUGGCCAGCUAUACACAGAGCUCUGAAGGAGCGACCAGUAUUCUUAGAUAUACGCCGCAGGCAAUCACCAGCGAAGAUUUAAUAUGUACAGCAUAUUAUGUAUUGAAAUCAACAAAUAUAACAAUUCAAAGGCGGACAUACAUGACAAUUCAAUACACUGUUACAAGGCCUAUUAUUUCAAUAAAUAACAGCAAUGUUUCCGAAACAGCAUUCAUUAGGGAAGGAAGGUCGGCUGAGUUUAAAUGCUACGCCAGUUCAUAUCCACCUCCACGGUACCGCUGGUUCUACCCAGGAGGCACAUCGGAAGUUGCAACAGUGACAAUACAAUUUAACCAUACUGCAAACGGUUGGAAAAUGUCAUGCAACGCAACAAACAACUAUUAUUCCCUAAAUGGAACAGCAGGAACAAAGUCAACGACGUUAGAUACGAUUAUUAAUUUGAAUAUAACAUUUCCUCCGUUAUUUGUCAGCAUCAAAAAUAUUGAAAACAAUACAGCUAUGGCCAAAAACAUUAUCCGACUGGUUAAAGGAGAUUCAUUGCGUUUAAUCUGUGAAAGUGUCGCAAAUCCAUCGGCUACAACCGUGUGGCAAGUAAAGCAUGUGAAUUCUUACAUUCUGACGGCCAUAAAUAUCCAAGAGGAUACACAAUGGACAUGUGCGGCAUUCAAUACCAUAAAUGGUGUGCCUGAACGAACGAACCGAACCAUAUAUUUCGAAGUACUAUAUGGCCCUGUCCAUUUGAACCUCACGUACAACAUAUUUACAGGCCAAUCCAAAAAUGGCAUUGUAUUAAACGAUGGAAAUAUAACUGUGAUAGAAGGCAGUGCAGUGCUGUUAAAGUGUUCUGAUUCAAGUUAUCCCAUUGCAUCUCCGUUUGCGCCCCCUGUUACAACUCUGCACGGGGCUCCUAACGACACAGCUGUGCUAACGUUCACCAUAAAGGCGUACCCAGAGCCAAGUCUCAACCUGAAAGCCUAA